Messenger RNA from Parnassius apollo (apollo), 816 nucleotides. The record is from the annotation of a GenBank genome assembly. Lineage: Eukaryota; Metazoa; Arthropoda; Insecta; Lepidoptera; Papilionidae.
AUGUCUCUUGAAGAGAAGUUCAACGCUGCUGUGAAUGUUAUCAGAAGCCUCCCAAAAAGUGGUUCUUACCAACCCAGCAAUGAGCUGAUGCUAAGGUUCUACAGUUACUACAAGCAGGCGACGGAGGGGCCAUGCGACAGACCCAAGCCAGGUUUCUGGGACGUGGUCAACAGAGCGAAAUGGGAGUCAUGGAACAAACUAGGCAAUAUGACAAAAGAAGAAGCAAUGCAUGCGUAUGUGGACGAGUUACAUAAGAUAGUGGAAACUAUGUCAUACAACUCGGACAUAGCCUCAUUCCUGUCGGUGGACGACGACGACCAGGGUUUUCCCAAUAACGACCUCGAACUGGUUGCCGGUGAUGUACUCGCCCGUGUGCGCUCCGAACACAAUACGCCUGUUUGUUCACGUUCAGUGAGCGGCGCGUCAUCUCCGGUCCGCAACGCGUCGCCGCCGCGGACACGACACGACUCUGACGACGAGUUCAUUGAUACUGUUGAUAGUGAACCAGAGAUACAACCGCAAACACAGAGCGUUCCCCGAUUGAGUAACGGACAUGCGCACCAAAUUACGUCUCAAUUAACGCAUUUGAAAGUACUAGAGCAGCUGCCGGGAGCGCUGGCACGACUGGAGGCCGACGUGGCUGCUUUGAGGAAAGCUGUUGAAGGAGACCGUAGGCUUCUAGACCAAGUGUCACGAGUGGGCGCGGGCUGGCGCUGGCCGUGGCAGGAGCUGAGCGUGCCCACGCUGCUGCUGCUCGCCGCCUGGCCCUUCCUCGCCUACCGCAUCGCUGCCAGCUUCCAGCGCCGCCGCACAUAA